Closterium sp. Yama58-4 is the source of this 1698-nucleotide messenger RNA. NCBI's taxonomy places the organism in Eukaryota, Viridiplantae, Streptophyta, Zygnematophyceae, Desmidiales, Closteriaceae. The record is from the annotation of a GenBank genome assembly.
AUGGCGCCAUCAAGCCUUACGCUUCAGCCCGUGCGUUCGUCCACGGCGCGCAACCCCCUCCGCGCAGCCGCCGCCGCCGCAGCAGCAACGUCAGCAUCAGCUUCUGCCGCUGGCGCCGCCGCUCCCCGUCGCACCAGCAGCGCCACCGACCCUCUGCGAGCGUCUGUCGCCGACAGGUUCCUUUCGCACGACCUGCACCUGCGGUCGCACAGCGCGUCGUCCGACACUCCUUCCGCCGUCGCGCGGUUCCGCUCAGCCGUUUCCUCCCCCGCGGCUGGCGAGCAGCGCGUUGGUGACUUCCCCCGUUAUGCGCACGUCCGCUAUGAUAGCACGGCGCUGCCACGAGCCGCUAGCGAUCCGUCGAUUUCCGCGAUCCACGCGCGUGCACCCGCUGCUGUUGCUGGUUCUACUACCGCCCUCCCUGCUGACGGCGCGGUCAGCGCGAGCUACGGGCUUUCAGAACCGCACUGGGAGUGGGAAGAAGCGACUCCUUCAGGCGACGCAGGCGACGAGCAAGAGUCGCACGGUGACGGCGGUGGCGACGAGGACGACCUGCCUGGGGUCUCUGGCCGCGUGUUCUGCGACGUGCUGGCGGGCGGAGGGGCUUCGCCGUCCGGCGAGCGACGGGAGACGGCGGACGACGUGACAGAGUGGCAGCAGCUGACCCACGCCGUGAUGCUGUGCCUGUCCGGCGCAACAGCAGCAGAGAGCCGGCUCGAGGAGAGCGUGAACGACGUCCUGGGAGCCAUCGCACUCGCGCAGUCGGGUAGCGACGCUGAUGCGCAGUCGCAAGCUGUCGCACAGUCGCAGAGGGGGGAGACCGGAGGGGUAGAGGGGGAGGGGGAACGUGCGAGCAGCAGCGACAUGGCGGCGUGUCCUGGGUGCGAUAAAGCGGCAGAGAGGGUGGCUCUGGCGGCGUUUCUUGCCGCCAUGGGGCAUGUCGUCAUCCUCUGCAAAUCCAUGUGGAUGGCCAAUCAGGACAUGCCACCUGGCCACCACCAUUUUCUGGAAGUUUCGCUUGGGAGGUCUGGUGACGGCGACAGCGGCUUUGGGAACAGUGAUGCUAGCGACGCCAGUAGCGCUGGUAACAGCUUGCCUUCUUUCGCCUCCCCCGGGCCGCUCACGUCCGCGGUGGUCGACGUGUCGUUCCAGCAGCAGUUCCACGUGGCGCGGCCGUCGCGGCGCUACCAGCAGCUGCUGGCGCUGCUGCCGCGCGUGUUUGUGGGGUCGUACGCGCGCCUGCGCGCGCUCGUGCGCCUCAUGGCGGCAGCCGCGCAGCAGUCGCUGCUCACCGUCGCGCUGCCCAUCGCGCCCUGGCGGAAGGCGCGCUACAUGGCCAAGCUCUGGCUGCUGGCUCCUGGCGCUGCUGCAGUGGGCGGUGCAGCCAUCACCACCGCACUGCACCGCAUUCAACACAUGAUGGACCAGCUGAGCAGCACAGCCUCUGCUUCUGUCGCACCUCCCACAACCACAUCCCGCUCAGUGCACAUCCCAUCUGCCACAGCUGCUUCUAUCACCCCGGCCCUCUCGCCCUUCUCCCCAUCUGCCUCUUGGGUGUGGAGCCCUCCUGCCGUGUCGCCUAAGCAGCGCCCCGCCACUCGAGAGGGGUCGCUCACUCGCCUCUUCCGCUCCCAGGAGAAGCAGAGGAGGGAGGAGAAGGAAGCGCCCAUGGCAUUCCACAUGGCCGCUGCUACAUGA